AUGGCUUCAAGUGAAGCAAGUAUGACAGCCAUCUAUGUUCAUGCCGGUGCUGGGUUUCAUAGCCAUCAAAGUGAGGAAAUACAUUUGUGGGUUUGCAACCAAGCGGCAACCUUGGCCAUGGCAGUUCUAAAGUCUGGAGGAAACGCUGUUGACGCCGUUGAGGUUGCGAUCAAGUUCCUCGAAGAUCAUGAGAUAACAAAUGCUGGAUACGGAAGCAAUCUUACCAUCAACGGUACAGUCGAAUGUGACGCGACUAUUGUCGACCAUCUUGGCCGUAGCGGAGCAGUUGGCGCAGUUGAACACGUUAAAAAUCCAAUUGCGCUUGCCCGCGUUGUCCUGGACACGUCAACAAAACCGUUGGCCUUCAACCGGGUGCCUCCGAAUCUUAUCUCAGGAGCCGGCGCCGUGGAAUUCGCCUACGAGCAGGGAAUACCAGUCCUUCCCCCAAACUCGCUUGUAUCUAAGGGUGCCAGAGAACGCUGGAUUCGUUGGAACCAUGAAUUGCAGCAACUAGAACUUCAGCGCCAAGAACAGGAAUGGGAAGCCGGGUAUCGCCUCUCACGUAAAUCGACUGCAAAGAAAGCAGGUCAUGGAUUUGGGAAUUCUAGUCCUGGAUCAUCCCACCGCUCAGGGCGCAGCAUUAAUUCGCCAAGGAAUCUAGGACGUGUGGAUUAUACCCCAAGCCCGGACGGCUCUGUGAGGGAAGCUUUAACGUACGAGAUGGAUCUAGACACAGCAGCGUAUGGUCAUUCCGUCGAUGCCCUUCCGGACGAUGGAGCUUCAGAUGCAGACGCAGAUGAGGAAACUGAUCUAGAUUAUGAUGAGCAUCUCGUUAACUUGACGUCGGUCAUACCGCUGUUCACGGAAAACGGCCCAAGUACUCCUGUCAACCCUUCGCCCCCGAACAGCCCACAUUCGAUGUCCAGCAUAACCGACACUGACCGUAUUGACUUGGACACCGAGGAGCUUGCAACAUCCAAGGCAGAAGAACAGUUCGUCGGAAGUGAUGAUGACAUCAGUGAUACGGUUGGUGCUAUUGCCAUCGAUUGUUACGGGAACAUCGCAGCAGGCUCUUCGUCAGGAGGAAUUGGGAUGAAGCAUUGUGGUCGAACUGGACCCGCUGCAUUAGUUGGCGUUGGCACCGCCGUUGUUCCAUCGAAUGCCAGCGAUGAAUUGGGUACAUGCACCGCGGCGGUGACUAGUGGCACUGGUGAGCAUAUGGCCACCACUAUGGCUGCCGGAGUGUGCGCAGAGCGGAUAUAUAACAGCACUCGAAAGGCCUCAACUGGACCGGGAAUCCUGGAAGAAGUCACAGAGGAUGAAGCCUUGAAAGCUAUGAUCGAGAAUGAGUUUAUGGGUCAUCCGGGUGUCAAAGCAAGUCACUGCCAUGCUGCCAUAGGAAUCAUGGCUGUGAAGAAAACAAACAAGGGCAUUGCGUUAUAUUUUGGACAUAAUACCGAUUCUUUUGCAAUUGCUUCCAUGACCACCGAAGAUCCCGAGCCAUGCUGCCUAAUGUCCCGAAACAAAGGCAACGGAAAAGUGGCGCAAGGGGGAAGGUUUACCAAAUUGAGCGGGGGCAAAUCUAGGUACAAGCCGAAGUAA
Molecule: messenger RNA, 1602 nt
Organism: Uncinocarpus reesii 1704
Lineage: Eukaryota; Fungi; Ascomycota; Eurotiomycetes; Onygenales; Onygenaceae
Exons: 6
Coding region: 1-1602 (533 amino acids)
Biological process (GO): protein maturation
Molecular function (GO): threonine-type endopeptidase activity
Source: RefSeq, a predicted model, not a curated record